Molecule: messenger RNA, 522 nt
Organism: Dermacentor andersoni
Lineage: Eukaryota; Metazoa; Arthropoda; Arachnida; Ixodida; Ixodidae
Source: RefSeq, a predicted model, not a curated record
CGACGGCCAUCUGCGGUGGCUUCUAGUUGUCGAAAAAUAAGGUUGUUCGGAUGUACCACCAGUCUUAAGUCGCUAGCACUAGUCACUCAAGGUGGAAAUGCGCCUCAGCUGGACUGUAGUCCUUCUCGUGGGGCAGUUUGCAAGGUGCCGCGGAGACGCCAAGAUGUGCGAUCAGGUGAUCUGCGCACAGGUCAGCGCGGCUAGCUGCAAGUAUGGCCUGGGAAAAAACGGCUGCUGCUUCGUCUGCGCGAGGGGCCCGGGUGAGACGUGCCUGACGAAUGACAAAGAGUGUGGCAUCGGCAUGUUCUGCCACACUGGCCGACCGACCAGCAUUUGGACCAAGGCCGGAGUGUGCGUCUACUUCGACGCUUCCAGGCGUUGAUAGGAGUCAGCUAUCAUUAGCGCGGUUCAUGAAAGCCGGAAAUGCUACAUGAGAUGACAGCUACGUCGACAACGCUGACUUUGGACUUGUAUUAAAAUUACUUUGGCUUUGCUUGGUAAUAAAGUGGGCCUAGGCGCUGA